Molecule: messenger RNA, 1973 nt
Organism: Ziziphus jujuba (common jujube)
Lineage: Eukaryota; Viridiplantae; Streptophyta; Magnoliopsida; Rosales; Rhamnaceae
Product: tryptophan N-monooxygenase CYP79A68
Exons: 2
Coding region: 17-1723 (568 amino acids)
Molecular function (GO): iron ion binding; monooxygenase activity; heme binding
Source: RefSeq, a predicted model, not a curated record
UCUCAAUCCUCCAUAAAUGGCAAUGGACUUGGAACAGACCUUGAACUUUACAGUAGUAGUACCAUACUCAAAGCCUGUUUUCUCUCUAUUUUGGCUCCCACCACAAAAAUGUGCUUCCUACGAAUACUGUUCAAUAACCUCUCAAAGACUCUCAUCCUUUGCGAUUUGCCUCUUCGUUUCCCUUGGCAUCUUCCUUGUCAAAACCAAGUUUAUCAAUAUCUUUACCAAAAGCAAGAACGUUCCUUCUCUUCCUCCAGGUCCUUCUCCAUGGCCUCUGGUUGGAAAUGUCCUCGAGAUGUGGAGGAAUAGACCUGCAUACCGAUGGAUUAACCGUUUCAUGAAAGAACUCGAUACAGAUAUCGCUUGCAUUUGCUUAGGAAAAACCAAUGUCAUCACUGUCAAUUCACCAGAAAUCGCUAGAGAAUUCUUCAAAAAAUAUGAUGCAGUUUUCGCAUCAAGACCUUUAACAGUUAACACUGGUAUUUUCAGUCGUGGAUUUUUGGCCACAAUAGUAACACCGAUGGGAAACCAGUGGAAGAAGAUGAGAAGGGUUUUGAUUCAUGAUGUAUUCAACCGUUCCAAAAUGCAAUGGAUGCUUCAGAAACGGAAUGAAGAAGCCGAUAACCUCAUUCGGUAUAUCCACAACCUGAGCUACAAUGGUGGCUCUGCAGGGCAAGUGGUUAAUGUGAGAACUGCGGCACAACACUACACAGGAAAUGUGAUGAGGAAGAUGAUGUUCAACAGAAGGUUUUAUGGGAAAGGAAGCGAAGAUGGAGGACCUGGUGUUGAAGAAGAAGAGCAUCUUUCUGCACUUUUUACUUUGCUUUUACACAUCUAUGCUUUCUCUGUGGUGGAUUAUCUUCCAUGGAUGAGGGUUUUUGAUUUGGAUGAGCAUGAGAAGAAGGUUAGUGAGGCUAUGGAGGUGUUGAAAAAGUACCAAGAAGUUAUAGUGAAUGAGAGAGUUCAACAAUGGAGGGAAGGAAAGAAGAUAGAGGCUGAGGAUCUGCUUGAUAUUUUCAUUACACUCAAAGAUGAAGAUGGAGAACCUUUAUUGUCUAAUGAUGAGAUCAAAGCGCAAAUCACGGAAAUUUUUCUUGCAACAGUGGACAAUCCUUCCAAUGCAGCUGAAUGGGCUCUAUCGGAAAUGCUCAACCAACCUGAACAACUUGAAAAAGCAGUGGAGGAAUUAGAUAGGGUUGUUGGUAAAGACAAGCUUGUUCAAGAACAUGAUAUUCCUAAUCUCCCUUAUAUCACUGCCUGUUUAAGGGAAGCUUUCCGUCUUCACCCGAUUUCCCCGUUCAACGUCCCCCAUCUCUCUGUCUCUGAUUGCAUUGUGGCUGGCUAUUUCAUCCCCAAGGGAAGUCACGUAUUGCUAAGCCGGUUGGAAUUAGGCCGAAACCCUAAGGUUUGGGAAGACCCUUUGAGAUUUGACCCUGAACGCCAUUUGAAGGAUGGAGUUGCUACUCAACAAGUAAGUCUUGCUGAACCUGAGCUUCGCUUCAUUACAUUCACUACUGGAAGGCGAAGUUGCUUAGGCAGUUGGCUCGGGACGACCAUGUCAGUGAUGCUGCUUGCUAGGCUUGUUCAAGGGUUUACAUGGAGCAUGCCACCAGGUGUGGAGAAAAUUGACCUAAUUGAAGCUGACUCACUCUUGUUGAAGGAUACUCCUCUUCAUGCUCAUGCAAAGCCUCGCUUGCCUGCAAGUGUUUAUCCAAUGAACUAGUUCAAUUAUGCAUGAACUCCAAGACAUAUAGCUAGUUAGGAAUUAAAUUUGGAUCAUGAUGCUACGUACUAGCAUAUUACUUUUCGAUCCACAUUAUUAUCUGCAGGCUAAGAAUAGAAUAAAACUGCAUUCAUGUUUGAUGGGAUAUACAUUUAUAGAUUUUAAUCACGUUUACUUAGAAAAAGUAUGGAUAUACAUUUAUAUGAGUUAUUGCGGUUCUAUAUACAUCAACCUUUGACUUUUUUUUUAC